Molecule: messenger RNA, 957 nt
Organism: Aedes albopictus (Asian tiger mosquito)
Lineage: Eukaryota; Metazoa; Arthropoda; Insecta; Diptera; Culicidae
Exons: 3
Coding region: 89-583 (164 amino acids)
Biological process (GO): cell adhesion; tissue regeneration
Cellular component (GO): membrane
Source: RefSeq, a predicted model, not a curated record
UGAGAACAUUUUGCACUCUAGCUCAAUUUUCAGUUGAGUUCAGGUGUAAUGUGGUGAGGUUGUAUCACCGAGUUUAUUGCGGUCUGAAAUGGAUGCAGAUUGGACUAGUAACGAUGCCUACAGGGCCAUCCCACAGAUGGAACAUGGCGAUCCAGUGCAGAGUAAGGAACCAGCACCAGCUGAAACCCCAACCAAAGCAAAAAAUGACACCAACAAUAUGUUUGCCCAGAGCAUCUUCGAUCUAACGCUCAUCACAAUCAACAUCUGUCAAAUUUGCUACAUUCUAAAGGUCGGUCGAGAACUAGGAAUUUUGUAUUACAUAAUGCUAGGAUUAUUGGGUGUCUCAUUAACUCUACUGUCUAUUCAUGGAUUCAUGGGCCUGUUUGGUCGUCUUCGCUGCAGUACACCUCUAUCCGCCAGCUGCUUCAAUUGUUUAUACAACACUUCACUAUUUAUGGUCGUACUAGUAUAUCUUGUAAAUUUAGUAUUUAGCGUACUGAGCUUGAAGGAGACAGAGGACACAUGCCUGAUUGUUAUCAACAAUUUGAGGAACAGGACUGGUGCAGCAACUGAACUUCCAUAGGAGAUUUCGAAUUAUUUAUAGUUAAGAAAAGUGUGUAAUACUUCAGUGACAUUUUAAAAUGUUUUAAAACAACAUUAUAAAUACAUACCACAAAGUGAUAGUUUAUACAGAAGAAACUCAACUAGACCUAUCGGUAACAAACUCAACUAUUUGAUUUGCAUGCUUUUUGGGUCGAUCUACAGGUUUGAGCAGAGUCGAAUCCACUACCGUGUUGUGAUCCCGUGUGAGGUGUUCCUGCAGUUUUAGCUUCCGUUGAAAAGUUUGAACACAAAACGGACAUUUGUACAUCUUCGAGUACUCUCGAUAAAUUCCUUGGUGGGCCUUUAAGUGAGUCAUCAUGUUGUACCUGAUAGCGGAAUAUAGAAAAAAAAAUA